This is a messenger RNA of Acipenser ruthenus (sterlet), 771 nucleotides long. RefSeq names its product C-C motif chemokine 25-like. The transcript has 5 exons. Bases 16 to 513 code for a protein of 165 amino acids. Gene Ontology annotation, biological process: positive regulation of GTPase activity; inflammatory response; cellular response to tumor necrosis factor. The record is from RefSeq and is a predicted model, not a curated record. Gene Ontology annotation, cellular component: extracellular region. Gene Ontology annotation, molecular function: chemokine activity; CCR chemokine receptor binding. NCBI's taxonomy places the organism in Eukaryota, Metazoa, Chordata, Actinopteri, Acipenseriformes, Acipenseridae.
GGGGGUGGGGAAGUGAUGGUGGGGGUGGAGAGAGCGGAGGUGAAGCUGUGCUUAUAUAAUGGACUGGUGGAGCUUACAGAGUACUGCCACCGACUGACAGAUAGACAAACCAGCUCACUACCAAUCAGAGGCUUGUUGAAGCAGCAUCCCCAGCUGAAUAUUUCCAACCGUGAAGCACCUGAGCCCUGGGAAUCUCCCUCCAGCGCUGCAAUGAAGUCCAGAGCUCUCUUCUUCUGCCUCCUCCUGGCAUGCUUCUGUCUCAGCCUGGCGCAAGGUUCCUACGAGAACUGUUGCUUAUCGUACGUCAAGAGUGUCAAACCGUCCGUGAAAAAGGCUGUUAGAUCCUACAGGAUGCAGGAAACUGACGGGGGCUGCAACAUCCAAGCAAUCGUGUUUAAGAUGAGGAAAGGAAAGGUGUUUUGCGCCAAUCCAGAAACAUCUUGGGUGCAAAUGUUGAUGAAAAAACUCGAUGCGAAAAACAACAAAGCUGAAAACCCAAAGAAGUCUGACUGAAUGGAACCCUUCCAGCCACUGGUUUCAUAGCAUGCAAGAAAUGAGAUCAGUCGUUUUCAAGCGUUCUGUAUCAGCCUGUAACUGCCGGUAAUUAACAUGCUUGCAGUGAUGCAGGCCCCCCAGGGCAUGUUAUCCUCCUUCUGUCCUGAGAAAUGACAUCACCGGGCUUCCACACUGCAUCCUCUCUCUUGCUACACUGCCACAACCAAGCCAAAGAAUCAGUCAACACUGGACAAUCCUGAUUGCUGUCACUAACUG